CAGCAACAACAGCAGCAGCAUGCAGUUAAUGAGGAGCCUCUCAGCUGUUCCAAUGACCUACAAUGAAGACAGGAGAAAGCAGCUUUCUGCUGUCAUGACUCUUCCUCUGACGACCCCCUCACACCUGACUGCUGCUCAGCUACAGGAAGACACCAACAACCCAAACCAAAUUCCUUUACUUUACCAAUAAAGCUCGUUCAUGAUGAUUCUGAUGCUGAUUCUGAUGUGUGAGACGGUAAUCCAAUGAAAUUUUGAAGGAACUCCUUGAGUAAAAUAUAUGCAAAAACAAAAAGUCUUUAAAAUCCUUGUACUGGCUAUUGGCACGCCCUUGAAAAAAGAAAAUAUUAGUUGACACCUUUACAGGACAGAUAAACAAGUCAAACACAACUGCAGCUAAACUGAAAAAAUCCAAGAAAUGUUAACACACAAACGGUCAGAUUACAAUCUACUUUACAUGAAUUAUAGAUAUAACUGACUAUAUGCCAUCAGUGACAAGUGUUUUAGGUUGUGUAUUUGGGAGAAUUUAUGAAACCUGAAAAUCUCUUUACAAUUCUUCUUCGUGCCAGAAAAAAGCAACCAGAGACUCAUCUUAAUUCAUAAACCCUCUUUGUCAGAAGCAGCUGCGCGGGGGAAAACCACGGCUGUGCGGGAGGUGUGUCUGUAUCACUUUUACCACUUCUUCCAGGAAGUAGACUCUUUUUUUCUGUCUUCUUGGGUAAAAGUGUCACGUCUGGUGGCGUUGAUGGUGAAGUUUUGCUGCCAUGUCGGACUCUUUGGAGAGAAACACCAAAAUCAGCCAGCUGAAGGCGUCGCUGGUGAAGAAGCUCUGCGAGGUUCUGGAUAAAUCCAGCAGCAAAGGAUGGCGAAAACUCGGAGAGAUAGUCGGCAGUGACAGGCGGUUCAAAGUCAGCUCAGACGACAUGGAGAUGUGCUCCCUGAAGGUGCUGGAGCUGGAGGGCAGCCCGAGCCUCAUGCUGCUGAGGCUGAUGGGAGAGCGAGGCUGCACCGCGGGUCACCUGAUGGAUUACCUCCAGACUCUGGGCAACCAGGACGCUCUGCAGUGCCUGAAGCCGCCAGCCCUGCAGAUCGUCAUUCAGCCCCAGUCUGUAGCUCUUAUUUGUGGCCACAAUCUGCGCCUCAGCUGCCACGCCGUCGGCAAAUCUCCACUCCAGUACCAGUGGUUCAAAUCUAAGGAAGAGGUGCCAAACAGCUCCUCCCCAGACCUGGUGAUUAGUCCGGUCCAUCUGAAGGACGCCGGCUUUUACAUCUGCAGGGUGAACACUGGAGACGACUUUGAAUUCAGCCAGUGGGUUCAGGUGGACGUCCUGAAUGUCGCCGUGUCUUAUGGAGGGCAGAGUUAUCAGUCCUUAGACGGCCGGAUGAAGGUGGUGAUCCAGCCUCAGUCCCAGCGGCUACAUGUCGGUGAAAACCUGCAGCUGGAGUGUGGAGCCGUCGGACGUCCGAUUCCUCGGUAUCAGUGGCACAGAAACGGGGUGCCGAUCGCAAACGCCUCAAACAGGAAACUCACGAUUCCUCACGCGAUGCAGGAUCAACACGGCAGGUACCGCUGUGAGAUCAGCAGCAGAAGCAGCAACAACUCUGAAAGGAUGUGGACCAAUGAAGUCGAUGUUAUAAUAGCACCGAGGAUAUCUGUCCAGCUUUCAGGGGCAAUGGAGUGCUCUGAAGAUGACAUAUACGCCAUUGGAAGAGAUUCCAGUGACUUUUUCUUAAACAGUAUUCCUGAACAACUUUAUGCGACCGACAAGGUGGCGUUGCUGAUCGGCAACCUGUCGUACCAGAACCACCCUCAGCUCAAAGCUCCCAUGGUGGACGUCUACGAUCUCACCAACCUGCUGCGGCAGCUAAACUUUAAGGUGGUUUCGCUGCUGGACCUCACGGAGUCGGAGAUGAGAAACGCUGUUGAUGAGUUUCUGCUGCUGCUGCACAAAGGCGUCUAUGGUCUGCUGUACUACGCCGGUCAUGGUUACGAGAACUACGGAAACAGCUUCAUGGUGCCGGUAGAUGCUCCAAACCCCUACAGGUCAGCCAACUGUUUAUGUGUGCAGAGCAUCCUGAAGCUGAUGCAGGAGAAGGAAACCGGCCUCAAUGUUUUUCUGCUGGACAUGUGCAGGAAGAGGAAUAUUCAUGACGACAGCACUCCAAACAUUGUCCUGAGGGUUACGGCCAACAUAGUGUUUGGAUAUGCAACGUGCCAGGACGCCGAAGCCUUUGAGCUGAGCUCCAGCGGCUUCACCAACGGCGUGUUUGUCAAGUUUCUGAAGAAGCGUCUGCUGGACGACGAGAAGAUCACAGUGGUGCUGGACAGAGUCGCUGAGGACAUGGGUCAGUUUGAUGCUACGAAGGGUAAGCAGGCUCUGGAGAUCCGCAGCAGUCUGUCAGAGAGGAGAGCGCUGACCGAUCCUAUUCUGCCCGGCGACAGCGCUGACCUCCUUCACGCUCACAGCCGUCAGUGGGCGAAAGCUCACGAGCUUCCUGAGAGUAUGUGUCUCAACUUUGACUGCGGUGCUCAGAUCAAGUUGGGCUUCGCUGCUGAGUUCUCCAACGUGCUCGUCAUUUACACCCACAUCGUGAAGAAGCCGGAGGACAUGUCCUCCUGCCAGGCUCACGUCACUGAUUUCACACAGGACCUGGAUGUGGAUCCUAAAGAGAUGAACAGAGAGACUCCAGAGGAAACAGGAAUCUACCUUCUGUCCAGCUGCCUGCCGCAACACUGCCUCUACACCAGACUGAGCUCACUGCAGAAACUCAGGGAGGAGCUGGUCUUCACCGUUUGCCUUCAGGGCACUUUCGCCUCCAUGGACGACGACCAUCCCGUCCAUUGGACCAAAAGCGUCAACAUCGGCAAGCCGCUGAUCGCUCGGCUGGACCUCCACCGGGCCAUGAGGCGGAACAGCUGCCUGCAGACCUGCAUGAUGCCCCACAGUCCGUCCCACAGCCCCUGCCACAGCCCCGGGCCCGAACACCGCCUCCACCCCCAUCACGGGUCUCUGCAGGCCCAGGACAGCAACCGGCUCUCCCCCCAGCAGCGCUACCUGGACAUCUGUGAGCAUCUCCAGGGUACAGUGGGAGGCUGCAGGGAUUCCUACUGUGACCACCUGAGCCAACGUCGCUACGAUCCGCCGUACGACUCCCCUGAGGGGCUGUCGAGCUCCCCAGGGCGACUCAGCAUCCCGAUAGAGGCCACGGACGACAUCGACGAGCUGCAGACGGUGUUCAUCAACAGUCUGCAGCCUCAGCUGUAGUGAAACACACGGAGGCUUUGCUGCUGUAUUUCCUGUUACAUGCCGUGAAAAGAUUUUGUGUUCUUGGAUUUAUACGCAUUAUUUGUAUGCUGCCAUACGUAUAUUUUGUAAAUACAUUUUUAGAGAUAUCAACAAUUGCAUUUCAGUAAACUGACAAAGGGUGACUGAUGUAGAUUUUUAGUGCUUUCAAACAGAACUGGAAUUGUUGCUUUAUUCAAACUUUAAGCCAAGUGAGGUCAAAUUAAAGGUCAAAGAGCAUCAUCCUUAUUUUGUAAAAUAUUAAACAUGAAGAGAGAAGAAGGUGGAUGAAAACUUUGAUCUCAAACAGUCAUGGACAAAAAAGUCAGCAGAUUUUUUACUCAAGCAAAAGUUUCAAAAUCUCGAUAUUUGCAUUGCUGCAUUUACAAUUAAUAACCACUUUAUUUACAGUUCCCAGUGUGAGGUUUGAGCCUCUGGUUUGAGUGAUCUUAAGAUGAUUGACCAAAGAAAAAUUCCGCAUCCCAAAUGUUGUUUUUCUUCUUUUUGUUGUUUUUGCAUUGUCCUCUGUUCACAAAAUCUUAGUUUUUUGUUAAAUAAUUUUAUCUCCUUGUUUCAAAAAAAUUACUCAAAUGUAGUGUUGCAAUUAGUGCAUUGUUUUUACCUGAAUUUGAGUAUAAAGUAGCAUAAACUGGAAAUACUCAAGUACAAGUACCUCAAAACAUUUACUCAAGUCUAUAUUUUUGUGAAAACUCAUUCCACCACUGAUCAUAGAUAUGUCUGAGAGGAAAUAUGAUUAAAUACCUUCACACAUGAAGUAUUUUUACAAAGCUCUUCCUCUGUUUUCUGUCAGUGUUCCCUCAGGAUGGCAGUAGAAGGCCUUUGUGUUAAAAACUUUCCACCAGCUGCCUCCUAGCUGUUUGCAUUAUAUAACAUGAGCCCAGUUUAUAUCCUUGUCUUACUUUUAACAAAUAUUUCAGAACAUUACAGAAUACAUAUAAUUUGUAUUGUAUUCUUUUAGAUUACUCAAAGUGGUAAUAUAUUAAAUAAUUACUCUGACAGAAUAUACCUAUCCCAAUUUUCUCUUGUUUUAUUUUUCACAAUAUUAAGCUAGGAAAUACAACAAUGUGGAUUUACAGUCUUACACAAUAUUUAUUUUCAUUUUCUGGCCUUACAUCUAGUCUUCUUAAAACAAAAAAUGGCACAAAAAAGCUUUUUUUAAAAUUCUUUCUUUGAUUUUCCAUUUACAUGAAAUGAAUGAAAAAGUUCUGACUGUGGGGAAGCUAGCUCACUUAACAAAAGGUUUUCUCUGUUAGUUGUUUAAAGGUUUCAGGCAUUUAGGAAGAUGUUUAAGUUAUAGCAAAUAAAUAUAAAUAAUCAGUCAGAAAUUUGGCUCAUUUUAUGUAUGUUCUGGUUUGGCAUGGUUUCAUUUGGUGGUUUGCUUGCUAGUUAGCAUGCUAACAUGCUAACGUUGGCUAUCAUAUCAGCUGAGUCGCUUGCUAGGUGGUAAUUUACCUAGCAAAUAAAAUAUUAAACUACAACUAAUUUUAAAUUUCAGGGUAAAUAUUGCAGAAUUUAAAAUAUUCAUGUAGUAUAUAAUACAAUACAGUAACUUAGAAUAGAAAAAAUACAAUAGAAAUACUUUAUUGAUCCCCAGUGGUAAAUUGUUACAAUAGCAAGCAGAAGUAAAGUGAACACCACCACAAAUACAAAUAAAAACAAAUGAGUAAAAAUGAACUAAAGUGAAAUUUGCCCAUAAAGCUUGUUUGUUUAGAAUAUACUUUAAUGCACUCAUAUUUUGUACUGUAGAAACACAUACACGAACAUGUAUUCUAUUACCCUCCACCACUGUCCUUAGACUUUAUUACUUUCUGCCCCCUCGGUGAACCAUGAAACUUUCCAAAACACUCUCACCACUUUCCUCCUGGGAUUUAAGCCACUGUUUGCUUUAAUAUCCGCCACAUGUUCAUGUUGAUGCUUCUAAAUUUGGCCUGAUGUUGAGAGAUCGCAGAGCUGCCAAAGUCCACUGCCCCUCUGAUUUACAUUAUUAUACAAACUUUUCAUUUACCAGUUCUUAUAGGCAUACAUCUAGACCUGAAUCUUCAUUUUCUAUAGAAUAAAAGUCUGAUAGAACAAAAUAAUCUGGGUCACUGUUCUUACAGGAUAGGUCACACACAAAUGCUACAACUGGUUUUAAUUGUGACCAAUAAAUGAAGGAGUUCAUUGAAUAACUUCUACUGAAUACUACAUGUCUUGCAUUAGGUCUCUUAGCCUAUUAUGGAGACUAAUUAGGUGAUAUGAUUCUGUGCAGCUUACUUCAAGAGGCCUCAUUCAUACUCAUCUAUUUCUCUCAAAGUUAUUUCUUUUCAAAUGCAGUUUAUGGAAAAACGGUCACAUUCAGCCACAGAUGAGACAAACACAGGGAUUAAAAAAAAAAGCCCAUUUAUUAGCCAAGCCAGGUCCUCAGAUUGAUCUGUAUCAUCGACCUAAUUGUUUGCUUGUAUAUAGUUCUGUGAAUGUGUUCUGUUCUUGCAGGUUAAACUAUAAAUUUUAAUUUUGUUUUUCAGGUUUUCUGUGAGGCACUUCUUAGGAUGCCACUGAUUACAGGUAGCCAACCAGCACACCUGUUGGCAAUGAGCUGAUUAACACUGCCUGCUGGUGACAACUUAAAAAGGACACAGGGAUAAAAAAGACUCAUUUAUUAGCCAUGCCAGGUCCUCAUACUGACCUGUAUGAUCGACCUAAUUGUUUGUAUAAUCAGUAUGUAGUUUUGUGAUUGUAUUUUGUUCUUGGAAGUUGAAAUUUACAUUUAAAUUUAGUUUUUCAGGUUUUCUGUGAGGCAAAUCUUAGGAUGCCACUGAUUACAGGUAGCCACCUAGCACACCUGUUGGCAAUGAGCUGAUUAACACUGCCUGCUGGUGACAACUUAAAAAGGACACAACCAUGAAUGCAGUUUUGUCCCUCUGGUUCCACUUGUUUUGUGUACUUUACACAAAAUAUGUGACAAGUUAUCUCCAGGAGAGACCCAAUAGAGGAGUGUUUGGGGAGCUUAGGGGAUAAAAUGUCCUGCUGAUCUGAC
This is a messenger RNA of Acanthochromis polyacanthus (spiny chromis), 6318 nucleotides long. RefSeq names its product MALT paracaspase 1 (gene malt1). Gene Ontology annotation, biological process: proteolysis. Lineage: Eukaryota; Metazoa; Chordata; Actinopteri; Pomacentridae. The coding region runs from base 762 to 3263 and encodes 833 amino acids. The transcript is spliced from 19 exons. Gene Ontology annotation, molecular function: cysteine-type endopeptidase activity. The record is from RefSeq and is a predicted model, not a curated record.